UUUGCACUGUCCAUCUACACAUCCUACACUUCUUUUGCCACCUUCUCCUUAUUCCCCGCGCUUUCGUUAAUCCGACCUGCAUAGACACGGCGCCCCUGUCGCGGCUCAACGCUAAUGGUACUUGCCCGAGUGGCUAACUUUUUUACCACCGGAGAACCCACGCACAGCCUGGUAGAGGAGGGGAGAAGAGAUGUUGUCGACACAAUGGCAAGCAUCGCAUCUUCAGCGACACAUACGGCGAAGGUCGUAGCUGAGGAAAUAGAGGAUGAUGAGGGUCGACCGCCGUAUCUCCAUGCAAUGUUGGCUGGAGGUCUUGGAGGGCUGACAGGCGACAUGCUUAUGCAUUCACUUGACACGGUGAAGACGCGGCAACAAGGCGACCCACACAUGCCUCCGAAGUAUACGUCCAUGGGCAGCACAUACUCUACAAUUUGGCGACAAGAAGGGUUCGUUCGAGGUCUGUACGGCGGUGUACAGCCUGCGUUUUUGGGCUCUUUUUGUGGAACAGUCUGUUUCUUUGGAACAUAUGAGUACAGCAAAAGACUCAUGAUCGACAACGGCGUUACACCGUCUGUUGCAUAUUUUACGGCCGGUCUUUUGGGAGAUCUCGCUGCUGCGCCCUCCUACGUACCAUCCGAAGUCUUAAAAACACGCCUGCAAUUGCAGGGUCGACACAACAACCCCUUUUUCAACUCAGGCUACAACUACCGCUCCACUAUUGACGCCGUGCGCAUGAUCGUAAGAACAGAAGGGUUCAGUGCGUUGUUCCAUGGUUACAAAGCGACUCUAUGGCGAGAUCUUCCGUUCUCUGCCUUGCAGUUCACAUUCUACGAAAAGGAGAGGGAUCUAGCGAAGAGUUACAUGGGCUCAAAUAACAUCGGUCUUUUGCUGGAGAUAGCAACAGCAGCCAGCGCAGGAGGAGCAGCAGGUGUUAUAACCACACCCCUGGAUGUGGUGAAGACGCGCAUUCAGGUUCAGCAACCGGGACUUCCGGACGCAUCGAAAUACCCGGCGAAGCCCACGAUCACUCCCGCAUCCUCCUCAAAACACACGUCUGCCUCUCAAUCUACAACUACACACGCAUCGCAAAGUAGACCGAUCUCAACCUCAGGGCCAUCGACGACCCUGAAGGCCCAUGGCGCCGCAACGCUUGACACAUCAUCCGUUUACACUGGCCUGAAGAUAAUAUACAAGACAGAAGGAAUUGCUGGGUGGUUCAGAGGCGUUGGACCAAGAUUCGUGUGGACGAGCGUGCAAAGUAGCACAAUGCUGGUACUGUAUCAGACAUUGUUAAGAUACUUUGAGCAACAUCCGCUUGGGAAUAUGGACAAAGGAUUGUAAUAUACUGUACCACUAUGUCAAGAUAAGCGAUUUGGAUUGAGCAUUACAAGACAUGCAUCGGCGGCGUUUGGGCUCGCCGAAGAAGCGAUAGAUUAGAACGGGCUUUGGCCCUCAAUUACACAAUUCAAACACCUCAGAUCGGUAACAACAGC
Messenger RNA from Didymella exigua CBS 183.55, 1493 nucleotides. RefSeq names its product mitochondrial carrier protein. The transcript has 3 exons. Gene Ontology annotation, molecular function: magnesium ion transmembrane transporter activity. The record is from RefSeq and is a predicted model, not a curated record. Bases 205 to 1341 code for a protein of 378 amino acids. Gene Ontology annotation, biological process: magnesium ion export from mitochondrion. Lineage: Eukaryota; Fungi; Ascomycota; Dothideomycetes; Pleosporales; Didymellaceae.